AAUUGUAUUCACCCACUGAACAAAUCACAGUCAUGAGAUGGUAGCUGCUUUGCAUGUGGAGCAGGCAGGCUGCCUGAGUGUGUCUGCCUUUGUCAGUCCAAUUCUCUCACUUCUGCUAAAUCUCUGUAGCCAGUGAAGGGAAUAUAUUUUUUUCUCCUUCAACUGCAGGAUGGCUGUUGCUGCAUCUGUCUUUCCUUCUCCCUAAGCCCCAGGGAGCUCCUGAUCUUCUAGGUCUGGAAUUCCACUCCACAGCUUUGCUAAAGACCAGUUGAUAGCAUCAAUGAGGACUGCAUCUAAGCAUCCAGUCUUCAGCAGGUGAAUGGGACUGAGAGAAGCAGACCAGUGGAACACACAUAAAGGGAGAUUUUUUUUUGUGGUUAGUAGAAACAUCUUUUAACCUUUGCUUUCAGUUGCUGAGGCUUGGGGAUAGUCUGCUAACAUGUGCAGUGCAGAGGCAUUCAACUGUGACUGUCUUGGGCUAUCACUGGAAUCUUAAAACCACAAAGGAAGUCCCAGGGAAUCCCAUAUUAACUUAACUUCGGGAGGAUUUUGUUUCUAACAAUGACACAUUACUGGCUCUCUUUUCGGAAUAUGGUUUUAGAAUACUGGGCAGUUUUUCUCUGCUACAUCUUCUGGCUUCAGGACUGUCAAGGAAUGCCACAUGUUAUUCGCAUAGGAGGAAUAUUUGAGUUUUUGGAAGGAACCACAGUGAGUGCAGAGGAACAUGCCUUCAGAUUUGCAGCAACCAUCAUCAACAGAAAUAGAACACUAUUACCGAACACAACUCUGACCUACGAUAUUCAGAGGAUCAAUCUCUACGACAGCUUUGAAGCCAACAGGAAAGCUUGUGACCAGCUGGCCCUUGGAGUGGUUGCUAUAUUUGGUCCAUCUCACAGUUCCUCCUCCAACGCAGUCCAGUCUAUUUGCAACGCAUUGGAAGUUCCACAUAUCCAGGUCCGAUGGAAGCACCACCCACUAGAUAACAGAGACUCCUUCUAUGUAAACUUGUACCCAGACUAUGCCUCUCUCAGCCACGCAAUCCUGGAUCUUGUGCAGUUUUUAAAGUGGAGGUCAGCAACAGUAGUCUAUGAUGACAGCACAGGUCUCAUCCGUUUGCAGGAGCUCAUCAUGGCACCAGCAAGAUACAACAUCCGUUUAAAAAUUCGUCAGCUGCCACCAGAGUCUGAAGAUGCCCGCCCUCUCCUGAAGGAGAUGAAGAGAGGUAGAGAAUUCCGUAUUAUCUUUGACUGCAGUCAUGUUAUGGCAGCCCAGAUACUUAGGCAGGCCAUGGCAAUGGGCAUGAUGACAGAAUACUAUCACUACAUCUUUACGACACUGGACCUCUACGCAUUGAACAUGGAGCCGUAUCAAUACUCUGGGGUUAAUCUGACUGGGUUCCGAAUACUAAAUAUGGAGAAUCCGUUUGUUACCACCAUAGCAGAGAAAUGGGCAAUGGAACGUUUACAAGCCCCUCCUAAGCCUGAGACUGGUCUUCUGGACGGAAAAAUGACGACAGAUGCUGCUCUGACAUAUGAUGCGGUCCAUAUUGUGUCUGUUUGCUACCAGAGGGCUCCUCAGAUGACAGUCAACUCAUUGCAGUGCCAUCGACACAAAGCCUGGAGGUUUGGCAAUCGCUUCAUGAAUUUCAUCAAAGAGGCCCAAUGGGAAGGACUGACCGGACGAAUUGUGUUCAACAAAACCAGUGGGCUACGAACGGAUUUUGAUCUAGAUAUCGUCAGCCUGAAAGAAGAUGGCUUGGAGAAGGUGGGAACAUGGAACCCCACUGAUGGCCUGAACAUCACUGAGGUUGCUAAAGGACGAGGACCAAAUGUCAGUGAGUCUUUGACAAAUCGGACACUCAUUGUCACUACUGUACUGGAAGAACCAUAUGUGAUGUUUAAGAGGUCGGAUACUCCUCUGUUUGGCAAGGACCGUUUUGAAGGCUUUUGCAUUGACCUCCUGAAGAAAGUGUCAGAAAUUCUAGGAUUUGAAUAUGAUAUACGUUUAGUCGAAGAUGGCAGAUAUGGAUCUCAAGAUGAGAAAGGACAAUGGAAUGGUCUGGUUAAGGAGCUCAUUGACCAUAAAGCUGACCUGGCAGUGGCUCCGCUCACCAUCACCCACACCCGAGAGAAAGUAAUUGAUUUCUCGAAACCGUUCAUGACUCUUGGAAUUAGCAUCCUGUAUCGGAAAGCCAAUGGUACCAGUCCCAGUGUUUUCUCUUUCUUGAACCCUUUAUCCCCUGACAUCUGGAUGUACAUCCUUCUCGCCUACCUGGGAGUGAGCUGUGUUCUUUUUGUCAUAGCAAGGUUUAGCCCUUAUGAAUGGUAUGACGCUCAUCCCUGCAAUCCAGGAACUGACAUUGUGGAGAACAACUUUACAUUAUUAAACAGCUUUUGGUUUGCAGUCGGUGCAUUAAUGCAGCAAGGAUCUGAGUUGAUGCCCAAAGCUUUGUCAACAAGAAUUAUUGGUGGAAUUUGGUGGUUUUUUACUCUCAUUAUCAUCUCAUCAUACACUGCCAACCUCGCUGCUUUCCUCACAGUAGAGAGGAUGGAAUCUGCCAUAGACUCAGCAGAUGACCUAGCAAGGCAGACAAAGAUAGAGUAUGGAACGGUCCUUGAUGGAUCCACCAUGAACUUCUUUAAGAAAUCUCACAUCUCGACCUUUGAGAAGAUGUGGGCGUUCAUGAGCAGCAAGCCAUCGUCGCUCGUUAAGAGUUACGAGGAAGGCAUCCAGCGAGUUCUCUCAUCUGACUACGCUCUAUUAAUGGAAUCAACAGCGAUUGAAUAUAUAAUUCAGAGGAACUGCAAUCUAACACAGAUUGGUGGACUCAUAGACUCAAAGGGCUUCGGAAUUGGAACACCCAUGGGAUCUCCAUACAGGGACAGAAUCAGCAUUGCCAUACUGCAGCUACAGGAGGCCGAUGAAAUCCACAAGAUGAAGGAGAGGUGGUGGAGAGCUGGAGGAUGCCCAGAUGAAAAAAAUAGAGAGGCCAGUGCACUAGGCAUCCAGAACAUGGGAGGCAUCUUUAUUGUUUUGGCAGCUGGCCUCAUUCUCUCUGUAGUAGUUGCAGUGGCAGAGUUUAUAUACAAACUGAGGAAGACAGCGGAGAGAGAGCAGCGUUCUUUCUGCAGCACAAUGGCUGAUGAGAUCCGAUUGUCUCUUACUUGUCAACGCCGUGUCAAACACAAGCCCCAGCAACCUGUUAUGGUCAAGAGUGAUGCAGUAAUCAAUAUGCACACUUUCAAUGACAGAAGACUGCCAGGAAAAGACAACAUGACCUGCAAUACUGGACUAACCCCAGUGUUCCCAUAAAACAAAUGGAAUGUAUGCACAAUUCUCCAGAUAUCAGUCCUCAAAUAACUGUUCUAUGCCCUUCACCAAUUUUGACGAGCAAUGUCAAGGGCAUCAGACCAUCCUUUUAGUCUACAGCCAGAAGUAUCUUGUUUACAAACAAAUCUUACAAAGACAAUUGAUCGCCAAGUUAAUAUCACUAUCCGUGGACAUUGAGAAGCCACAAAGACUUUGUGGUAUAUUUGAGCAUGGCAAUAAAAAUGAAAAUGACUCCCUCUUUUCUUCUUUGUCCAUGCUGAAAGCAUUGACUCUGGAGUGGGAGGAUCAGAUCUGUCCUGUACACAGCACACUUGGUACAUACGGUCUGCCAAACUGCUCAAUAGGAACUCAUACCUCAAUGCUGUGCCUAUGAGGAGUUUGCAAGAAGCGCAGACUUUAAGAUAUGUCUGAAUCAGACAGCUAAUGGGUCCUUUAAUGCGGCUGAAUCAUGAAGAUUACUGCUUCAGAACUAAUGCCGAUGUAGAAAAUACUCCUAAGCCAAGGAAAGGGAACUGAAUUACAUCACCCCCUGUUCUCCUUUCCUUUGCACAAUUCAACAAGACUCCAAGCACGAACCUACAACUUGCAAGGAAAAUCAUGUCACACAAUGAUGCCAUUCUGUAAACACUUAUGUUAACCAUAUGUCUUUAUUAGAGUUCAGUGAGUCCUAACAAUGCUACCACAAUUCUCAAAAUAUCACACAGGACCAUGUUGCCAACCCAGGAAACAAUUAAAAUAACCAAAGAUAGGAUUUUGCCUGUUAUACACUGAUAAUACUCAUAAUGUGAUUAACUAGGGUAAUCGUUAAUGCUUAAAUAAUAACAGAAAAAAGAACAGGUCCAAAUCUUGGUUUUAUGCAUAUACUGAAGAUUAAAUAGUUUCGUAAGUAAGCUAUGGUAUUCUGUGAAUAGUGACACUUUGGAAUUUGUGUGCUAAGAAAUUGUGGUGACCCAGCUGUCAUAAUUGUGUGCCCACAAUGCCAUUUUCCUGCUUCACAGUGAUCCCAAUUUUCUGUUAGAAAAGAACAGUCCAAUUUCAUGUCAUUACUUAAUAUUGCACCACAAUCUUCAAAUGUGAGCAGUAAUGUAAUGAAAUAUAAAUAUAAAAAGUGUGUGUUUACGCCCUCUUCCGCCAUAAAAAAGAAGAAGGUUCUGGACAAGUCAUAUUCUUACACCACAGAGAUCCCUUUAACUUAAUGACAUACACAUACUGAAAGCAUUUAUUUAUUCAUAUUGAUGCAGAUCUGCAAAUAAACUGGGCAUACUGUACACUGCUGAAAAGGAGCAUGUGUAGUAAACAAAUGUGCAUAUUCUCCUACAGUAUAUGUAGAGUUGUAUGCAUCUCAUAGU
Messenger RNA from Pseudophryne corroboree (corroboree frog), 4679 nucleotides. It is a transcript of the gene GRIK3, whose product is annotated as glutamate ionotropic receptor kainate type subunit 3. The coding region runs from base 562 to 3312 and encodes 916 amino acids. Gene Ontology annotation, molecular function: kainate selective glutamate receptor activity; transmitter-gated monoatomic ion channel activity involved in regulation of postsynaptic membrane potential. Gene Ontology annotation, biological process: monoatomic ion transport; modulation of chemical synaptic transmission; synaptic transmission, glutamatergic. The transcript is spliced from 16 exons. Gene Ontology annotation, cellular component: postsynaptic density membrane; kainate selective glutamate receptor complex; plasma membrane. The record is from RefSeq and is a predicted model, not a curated record. Lineage: Eukaryota; Metazoa; Chordata; Amphibia; Anura; Myobatrachidae.